AUGGACACUCCCAUUGAUACUGUCAAGGAAGCAAAGAGAAAUACGCAUACUUACAGUUUCUUCCGAGAGCCGUUGACCGCCUUAGAAGGUUUGAGUUCAUUGAUGACCGCUUUCUGCUUGAAGAGUUUCACGGAUGAUUAUGGGAAUAUUUUGACUUUGUUGGAAACCGUGGUUGAGACGCCUGCUUUGCAAACUUUGAUGCAAUUCUAUGAUCCUGAAAUGAGGUGUUUCACGUUCCAGGAUUACCAGUUGGCUCCGACAUUGGAAGAGUACUCUAUUAUUCUUAAUCUCAAGGUAAAAAGCGAAGUGCCAUUCAUCGACAUUCCUAAAGAGUUGAAUUUCAAGUUGAUUGCUGCUGCUCUUUAUUUGAGCAUAAAAGAAGUAUCUGAUAAUUGGAAGUCGAAUGGAGGUGUCUCGGGGUUCACUUUGAAGUUCUUGGUGAGAAAAGCUAAAGAGGAAUUUGAGAAAAAGAAUUGGAACGCGUACAAUGCAUUGCUUGCUGUGGCUAUUUACGGGAUUGUGAUGUUCCCAAAUGUUCCCAAUUUUGUAGACUCGGCCGCGGUACACAUCUUCAUGGGAAAGAAUCCUAUUCCUACUUUGUUGGCCGAUACUUACUAUGCCGUUCAUUCCCGAUAUGAGAAACGUGGCGGUGCUAUCACUUGUUGCCUUCAAUUGUUGUUCAUCUGGUUCCUCUCUUUGUUGCCCAGCAAAGGACCUUUUGUGAAGACAAGGGAGACACUUAAGUGGACCCACAGGAUUAUAGGUUGCAUCAAUUACAAUCCCGUGGUAUCCUUGCGUCAGUUGGGGUAUACGUUGAAAGACAAGCCGGCAUAUCACUUGAUAGCGGAGACAGUCUAUUUAGAGAAGGGGUCAGAUCCAGAAAAGUUGAAGGAGAUAAUUGUGGCUUGGAAGAAGAUCCGUAAGCAUAAUGGAGCCCAUUUAGGGAAGAAGGAAUCACUUGCUUUGACACCGUAUGUUGAAUGGAUUGUGAAACGGGUUGGAAACUUGUUGCUGCCAUAUGACAGGGUUGCACCACUUCAAAAGCAACCUCCUUUGAUUCUAUCUGAAUUUGUGCCAACAGAACUUUACAAGGAUGCUCUGGUUACCAACUACAGGUUGCAUGAAAGAGAGCAAGAGACCAAUUUGAAGUUCUUUGAAGAGAGAGAUGCAAAGAUGAGGUUGAUGCACCAGCUCAAGCAAGUCGAAGACGCAAGUUCAAGUCAAGCCAGUGCCCGGAGGCGUCCCAAUGAGUUGCUAGAGGAAGAUUUGUAUCAGAAGCAGCAAGAGUGUCUACAGUUACAGAGAUCAGAGAGUAGUCUCAAGAGGCAGAAGCGGGAUUCAGAUAAACAGCUAGCAGAAAAGAAGGCUUAG
Molecule: messenger RNA, 1371 nt
Organism: Vicia villosa (hairy vetch)
Lineage: Eukaryota; Viridiplantae; Streptophyta; Magnoliopsida; Fabales; Fabaceae
Exons: 2
Coding region: 1-1371 (456 amino acids)
Source: RefSeq, a predicted model, not a curated record